GCAGCGGUCCCGACGCGUCCAGGAGAAACGAUGCUUUUUUUAUAUUAAACUAAAGAAGAAGAAGAAGAACCCCCCCCAACGCAAAGCAAAGCGAAGCGGCGGCUGCUCAGCGGAGAGGCUUUUCAUCAGCGUGCUGACCAGGCCAGUGACUGUCUGUCAUGCUGUCCAGGUUAAGGACAACCUGGUCCCUGCGACCAUGUGUCUCUGCUUACAGAUGGGCACACACCAAAGAAAAGGGCAAGCCCCUCAUGCUCAACCCUCGCACCAACAAAGGCAUGGCUUUCUCCUUACAAGAGCGCCAGAUUUUGGGGAUACAGGGCCUGUUGCCUCCCAAAAUUGAGACCCAAGACAUUCAAGCCAUGCGCUUCCAGAACAACCUCAAGAAGAUGACUGACCCCUUACAGAAAUACAUCUACCUCAUGGGCAUUCAGGAGAGGAAUGAGAGGCUGUUCUAUAGAGUGUUGAUGGAAGACAUUGAGGAACUGAUGCCAAUAGUCUACACUCCAACGGUUGGCCUGGCCUGCACACAGUAUGGGCACAUCUUCAGGAGACCCAAAGGCCUGUUCAUCUCUAUUCUGGACAAAGGCCACAUCCGUUCCAUCCUGGACAACUGGCCAGAGACUAAUGUUGCAGCUGUAGUAGUAACUGAUGGAGAGCGUAUUUUAGGUUUGGGUGACCUUGGCGUAUAUGGAAUGGGCAUUCCUGUCGGAAAGCUUUGCCUGUACACUGCCUGUGCUGGCAUCAGACCUGAGAGGUGUCUACCAGUGGUGAUCGACGUUGGCACAGACAACGAGACCCUCCUGCAGGAUCCAUUCUACAUGGGCCUGUACCAGAAGCGGGACCGGUCCCAGGUGUACGAUGACCUGAUUGAUGAGUUCAUGGAGGCUGUGGUGGAUAGAUAUGGUCAGGACACUCUAAUCCAGUUUGAGGACUUUGGGAAUCACAAUGCCUUCCGCUUUCUCAGAAAGUACAGGGAGAAGUACUGCACUUUCAAUGAUGACAUUCAAGGCACAGCGUCAGUGGCCCUGGCUGGCCUGUUGGCAGCUCAAAGAGCCAUUGGUAAACCCAUCACCGAACACAGGGUGCUUUUCCUAGGAGCUGGGGAGGCUGCCCUGGGUAUUGCAAACCUGAUUGUCAUGGCAAUGAUAGAGUCAGGGAUGACACAGGCUGAGGCAAGGAACAAAAUCUGGAUGUAUGAUAAACAUGGACUACUAGUAAAGGACAGACCCCAAGAGAUAGACGGUAACCAGGAAGUAUUUAUCCAUGACAGUCCAGGGAAUGUUCAGAGCUUCCUAGACGCCGUCAACACCAUCAAACCCACUGCCAUCAUUGGUGUGUCAGGGGCUGGACGGCUUUUCACCCAUGAUGUUAUAAAAGCUAUGGGAACCCUGAAUGAACGACCAAUCAUCUUCGCCCUGAGUAACCCCACCAACAAAGCCGAAUGCACUGCUGAGGAUGCCUACACACUCACUGAUGGCAGAUGUUUGUUUGCCAGUGGUAGUCCAUUUGAUCCAGUGACUCUGAGUGAUGGUCGUGUCAUCAUUCCUGGACAAGGGAACAAUGCUUACAUCUUCCCAGGUGUGGCUCUGGCAGUUAUCCUGAGUGGAGUGAGGCAUAUCAGUGACUCAGUCUUCUUGGAGGCUGCCAAGACCCUGUCAGAGCAGCUGACCGAUAAAGAGCUUGAGGAGGGCAGACUCUACCCACCUCUUUCCAACAUUCGGGAGGUCUCUCUCCAGAUGGCUGUCAAGGUGGUGGAGUACGUCUAUGCUAAGGGCAUGGCAUUCCGCUACCCUGAGCCUGUGGACAAGAACAGCUUUGUGCGCUCUACUGUGUGGAACACCGACUAUGACUCCUUCCUACCCGACAUCUAUGACUGGCCCGGAGUCAGAUUCAACCCUAAGACUGGCUAGAAAUGGAACAGAUUAGAUCCCGACUGUGCACCUUUUCAUCAUAUUGCCCUCGUCAUAAUUUCUCCCUCCCUCACAAAUGUUCCCAAGCAUCUUUGUGCAAACUUCAGCUAAGGUUAACAACCAUCUCAGCCUCUUGUUGUUGUCACCUUGUGUUAUUCACUCUCAGCCAUUCUCAUUAGACCUGAAGAGGUCAGACCAGACGAUGAGGGGAAUGGUUUGUCUCACAUCCCAUCCCAGCUCGGUAUCGCCACUGCUCUAAAUGUUAACCAACCUUGGCCUGGUGUAAGAAAUAUGGUGGAAGCCUCCUUUAACCCAUGCUUACAUCAGUCCACACUGUUUGGUUUUUCUGAGAAGGCAGGGCAGUUCCGCUAGAGCAGAGGGGUUAAGACCUGCGAGUCUGUGUGUGGGGGAGCAAAUGAGGGAGAGAAGAGGGGGCAGUGUAAUUCAGAGGGAAUAGGAUUUAUAUUUGAAGAGGUGCCUCCUGAAAAAAAAUACAAGAUUUUUUUUUAUGUGAAGGGAUGAAAGUACUGUCAAAGUCCUAGAAUCAGGCGCCAUUUGAGAAUCUAGUAUCUACUGUUUUUGUUUGUUUUAUUUUUGUUCCAAGGCUUUUAUUGCAUUUUAUUUAUUUACCUAAGUUACUUAUCCAGCCUGUUUAUGAGGGCUUUUAGUUGUUUUGUUUUUUUGUUUUGUUUUGUUGUUUUUUUUUGCCAUUGUGUUGCGUUUAUUAGUGCCCUCCAGCCCUAUAUAUGAGUCAGUUUGUCAAGAUAAGUAUGUCAUCAGCACUUUUUAUCCAGGUUGCAGCUACUCCAGCACUGAAAUAACACUCCUAAUUCUGGAAACGCCAAACAGCCGUUAUAACAUUUAGCAGUGUUGUUAAGGUACGUAUAUACAAAUUUGAUUUUGAUUGCACAAUACAAAUGUAUUUAAGGAAAAAGGAUGUGCGUAUUACUACUUUAAAAGUAUAUCAGCAUUAUAAUAUAAAAAAAAUUUACCUUAGUAAUAUCGUUUUAACGUGCACAUUGAAAAGGCAACAAUAAGGUAGUUUAAAGUAUAUCUUUUAGGGAAUUUGCGUGUCUCCUCUGACAAUAUUCAACCUGAGUGAUUUUUUUUUUUUUGGGAUGCAGAAACCAAUUACUGUACUUUCAGUUGUGUCCAAAAUGUGUUUUCCCUACAUUUCCUCCAAGUUUAUAUGGCCCUCGAUCAACCAGUAUGAUAAUGUGUCAGUUCCUCUUGUCUAGUUGGGGUUAAGACCUUUUGCUAGCUGACUUACUCAUGGCUAAUAACACAAAAUGUCACAGUGAAGAAAAGAAAAACCGGUCUAUAUUGUAACUGUAAAGAAAUAGCAACCAGUUAGCCAUGUUUGCAUAGUAGUUAAUUUUAACCACUAUCUUUAACUACUUUAACUAAAUCCUAAAAGUGACACCACAUUACAGCUUUUAUAAUGGCACUUGCCUUCACCAGGCACUUAACCCACCAUCAUUAGAACUAGAUUUGGCUGCAAACUAAUGUGCCAGCUUGCAUGGCUCCUAGUGCAAUUUUGAUUUUCAAUACAAAACAGCUACACUGACAAGUCACUUUUCAGUGAGAGAAGUUGCUGAUACAGAAAACGGUCUCUGAAAUGAAAAUACUGCAUCAUCCCUUUCGACAUGCCAUGUCUUGUCUUUGGCAUUGAAAAAUGGAAAAACGGUUUUGGAGUUUAAUUUGGUGACCCCCCCCCAUAAUGUAAUCAGGUAUUAAGUAUUGGUCUGACUUUUAACAACCCUCAUAGUUUUUAGUUUGCAUUCCUAAAGGUUAAACCUUCAGAAGUGUUUCUUUUUCCACUGGUAUACAUUUUUAAAAUCUGGAUGGUAGGUUUUAUUUCAACACUCCAAUUUGAUUCCCUUUACUGAGUGCAAUGAUCUUUUUGUAUGUGAGCUAAAUGGACAAGGGAGCAAGCUUAAUCUGACAGUUAUGAGGAUGGCACAUUUCUUUAUUUUCUUACAGACUGUAAUCCUCUAGGACAGAUUUAAAAGUCAAUAGUUGGAUGUCGAACAUGAGAGAAUUUGAAUAAUCUGGGAAUUAAGAUAAUCUGACAUGAUACACAGGACAGACACAAACCCGUAUGACAGAUAAGUAAUCCUGUUUGUCAAUCAGAAAAGGCUGCCAAGGUGUACGAACACAAGCUACUUAUCAGGCUUUUUGUGUGAAGAAUCGUGUGUUGUUGUUUGUGGUCAAAGCUUUGUCUCACCAGCAUAGUCAGAUCAAUAUAUAAAUGUCUUGGGUAGGUGGCAGAAGGUUGUUGAACUGGGCCUGUGUCGAACCGUAGACCUCAGGUUGGCAGCUUCUGACCACCUGCACUGAAGUGCCUGCACAUUUUUAACAUGUCUUCUCAUGUCAUACAGUUCAUAACCCGCUGCAAGCAUAUCCAAAACACAUCUUAGAAGAAGUUUUGUCCAUAGAGUAUGUUGCAUACUGUUGUUUAGUAUGAAGUAAAUAUGUAACCAUGUGUUUUAUCUUCAUUCUGUGUUGGCAUCUGUUAUUCAGACACACCAAACUGCUUUUGAGUGUGAUCAACCUGACAUUUAUUUCAAUCGAGUUUGUGCUUCAACAAAGCGAAAUUCAUUUUACAACCUCAAACCGCUGAGAAACCAUUUUGUCCCGUUGUCUCGAGAGUGUGUUCGUCUCUUUAGCCAGUGCCCCUUGUGACUUGAUGCAUUUGGUGAGUAGCCUAUGUUUUACCAGACACAGCUCGGUGAUUGUUAUUUACAUCUGACAUCCACUUCUCUAAGUGCACACAAGGUCUGUACGGUGUUAGCUUCUUCCUGUGUCUGUGAACCCAUACGAGAUUAGGCUUGUUUGUUAUAUGUAUUUUUUUUUUCAUGCAGUAAUUAUGCCUUUGCAUACGUACGCACAAAACAGUUGCUAGUACUGCUUCAUCCUUACAUGUGCAGUCAAAAGUGCAGAAUAAA
Lampris incognitus (smalleye Pacific opah) is the source of this 4858-nucleotide messenger RNA. It is a transcript of the gene me2, whose product is annotated as malic enzyme 2, NAD(+)-dependent, mitochondrial. Gene Ontology annotation, cellular component: mitochondrion. NCBI's taxonomy places the organism in Eukaryota, Metazoa, Chordata, Actinopteri, Lampriformes, Lampridae. Gene Ontology annotation, molecular function: NAD binding; malate dehydrogenase (decarboxylating) (NAD+) activity; malate dehydrogenase (decarboxylating) (NADP+) activity. The transcript is spliced from 15 exons. The record is from RefSeq and is a predicted model, not a curated record. Bases 159 to 1910 code for a protein of 583 amino acids. Gene Ontology annotation, biological process: malate metabolic process; pyruvate metabolic process.